AUGGCACACUCGGCGCAGGCCCAGGCGCAGGCGCAGGCUCAAACGCACUCGGCUCAGCAGCUGCGGCCAGUGUCGACGGGCGACCCCGAAGACACGGCGACCAUCGUGCAGGGGAUGCUGUGCCCGAUGUGCAUGAAGGACCUGCGGACCAUCACCAAGCUGCAGGAGCACUGGGAAGAGGCGCACGCGAACGAGGACAAGGCCAUCUUUAGCACCCUCACGUCCUGGUUUAAGAGCAAAGGCAAGGGCGCCGGCUCGAGCAGCGGCGCUUCCACCUCAAACUCGGGUGCUACAACCCCGACGUCCGCAAUGGCGCCGGGCGGAGGGGUGGGCGGCGCUGGCGGCGGCGAUGACUCUGAAUUUGUCACCCGAGCGCACUGGGAGGAUGACAGCGCGUCCUCGGUGUGCCGCGAGGACAACUGCAACAAGGAGUUUGGAUUUCGCGAGCGCAGGCACCAUUGCCGGAAAUGCGGGAGACUGUUCUGCGGAGAGCACUGCAUGUACCAGAUCCGACUGAAUGCGCUCGCUCAGCACGAUCUCGAGAACGGCGUCAUGAGCAAGGUCUGUCGAGGCUGCUUUGAAGGGCGAACAAUCCUGUCGCAGACAUUUGGCGCCAGCCGGAGCUGGACGAAAGACUUCCAGGCCAUCCGGCGCAAGCACAACGGCGACCUCGAGCUGAGCACAAACCAACGCCUAAACCGCUUGGACAAGCUGCUCUCUCAGCUCGAAAAGGCGCGGAGCACCGCCACUGGCAAAAUCAUGCUCACGCCGACGGCGCGCAAGGCGGCCGAGCGCGCGGUGGUGGACUGGGAGGAUGACUCAAAGGUGUCGGUGUGUCGCACCUGCGCCCGGUCGUUCGGCCUGCGAAACCGGCGUCACCAUUGCCGCCUGUGCGGCUUUGUCGUGUGCGGCGAGCAGACGUGCUCUGACAUGCUGUCACUGCGCUCGGCCAAACGGCUCACCGACAACGCGGCAGGUGUCAAGGCGCGCAAAAUUCAGCUGACAACCGAUGCCGGUGACGAGGAUUUGGAGGUUCGCGUUUGCCACACUUGCGUUCAGCUCAUGUUCCGACGCGCCACCCAAGCAGCCCGCGCCAAGGCACGACCGCCGCAGUAUGCACAAAUCUACGAGCGACUGGCUGUCGUCCGGAAGCAGAUUGAAGAGCUCUUCCCGCGCUACCGCGCCAAGGCCGAGAAAGCCAACGACGUGAGCAAUCCCUAUCGCGAUACCGAUCGCGGCGAAGGGCUGCAACUCAAAGCCGAGCUGUCAAGCUUGUUUGACCAACUCGACAAGCUCAGCCAAGAGAUUUACACUUGCAAAUUGCCAGAAUACCGCGGCACCGAGCCCGAACCCGCCAAAGACAAGGCCAAGCGCGAACGCAAAGCCGUGUGCCAAAUGCAAAUCCAAAACAACAUUCGCUCUGCCGCGGUCGCCUACCGUGCAGAAAAUUUGAUCCAGCUCGAACUCUUGUCAACACGGCGGAAGGGUGAAGCGGCACCUGCACCAACCUCUGGGCCGAGCGUGCAAUCUGCUCCGCCGCCUCAACCCCAGCUCUCGCAAAACUCUCAAUCCAUUCCCUCGUUAUCGCAGCAUCAGCAGCCACAUCAGCAGCAACAACAGCAACAACAGCAAUCGCAGCAGCAGCGCGCUGCUCCCGCGGCCUCGCAAGCAGCUGCAGGCCAACAAACACAAAUGCGGUCGUUCGACAAUUUGCUGGACGCUGAUUUGUCAUCCGGCAACCGAUCGAAUAACAGGGCUUCGUCCUCUUUUGCGUCAAAGCCUGCAUCUGGCGGAGCCACCCCAUUAGGAGGACGCCAGGCCUCGGGAGUGAAUAACAACGCGCUGAGUCUCCAAGCCCAAGUCGCCCUCGAGCAACGGGACAGAGUGAAGGCGUUUAUUGCCAAGGCAGAGGCGGAGGGGCGCGAAGAAGAGGCAGCGACUCUCCGACGCGAGCUUGAAAACAUGACUCGGUUUAUGCAAGACAUGGGGUUGAUGAGCACCUAA
Capsaspora owczarzaki ATCC 30864 is the source of this 2004-nucleotide messenger RNA. RefSeq lists its product as hypothetical. The record is from RefSeq and is a predicted model, not a curated record. The transcript is spliced from 2 exons. Bases 1 to 2004 code for a protein of 667 amino acids. Lineage: Eukaryota; Filasterea; Ministeriida; Capsasporidae. Gene Ontology annotation, molecular function: metal ion binding.